Chaetomium strumarium is the source of this 1496-nucleotide messenger RNA. RefSeq lists its product as uncharacterized. The coding region runs from base 407 to 1120 and encodes 237 amino acids. The record is from RefSeq and is a predicted model, not a curated record. The transcript is spliced from 3 exons. NCBI's taxonomy places the organism in Eukaryota, Fungi, Ascomycota, Sordariomycetes, Sordariales, Chaetomiaceae.
UUCUGAUACGCGCUCCUGUACGCGCCGACCUGUCCAACGCGUUCGCCUUAGCAAGCACGUUAGCGACAGCCAAUUUCGAAAGACCAUCAGUUCUACAACGCUGUGAUCUUUACUCCCGUAUAAAGCGUUCAACAAAGAUAAACUUUGUUCUGUUCUGCUGUCUAAUAGUACCUUUAAUUAUUAGGCGCUUAGGUACAGGAGCGAUAUCACAAAGUGGCGUAUAAACGAGCCCCUGACUGUUCCGCUUUGAAACAAGCGGCCAGUGCCCAGAAUUUGCCUCUAAACCCCAGGUGUUCGUUGCGCCUUCCAACAGCUUCCUCGCUUAUUUCUUCAACUUCGCCCUGCUCCUUGCCCUCGUCUUAUUAGGCGGUGCCAAAGGAGCGCGGCCAAUACACCUUCACACACAAUGGAGAUUGCUCCUUACGAAGGCAUCGAAGUCUUCAAUGGGUGGGGCCCCGAAGCUAUCAACGGCGGCCAGCAUCAGAAGUUCCACCGCGCGGCUGAUAGUAGCGGGGUCUUAUCGCCGAAAAGCAGGCUAUGCGGUCUCUCGAGGACAAUUUUCUGGCUGGCCAUCACUAUCACAGUCUUGGCUAUUAUCAUUAUAGGGCUAGCGACUGGGUUCGGCGUAGCGUUGAGCAAGGCGCAGAACGCCAAUGCCUAUAACAGCAUGCCCAGCAGCCUCGCGAGUACAACGCCCACUGUCUUCUCAUCACCACCAUCAUCGUCCACUCACAUAUCACCCGCGCUAACACCACUAUCGACGAGCACCGUCUCCUCGACAUCGAUGUCGGGGGGCAUCCCGCAGCCGUCUAAUAUCUGCCCGGGUGCGAACAAUACUAUCCUGACGCCGCCAAUCGGCGACGUGCGGUACCUUGUAGCUUGUGACUCGGAUUUCGGCGAUAGCGGGAAGCAGACGCUCGCAUCGUUCGUCACAGCAACGUGGGACGACUGUCUCGACCUCUGCAACACGAUGAACUACUUCCAGGACCGCGCCGACAUCGGCUGCACCUGGAACGUCUUGGGAACCGGCACCCAGACGCCAGGGACGUGCUGGUGCCUCGGCGGCGCCGACAAGACGGUCGUCGCGAAUCGGGGCAAUGUCGCGGCCGUGCCGCAAUGAGGUGGUGUCUUUGUGGAAUUGAUAGAUAAGGGCGGGUUCCGGUUGUGCUGCGGCAGGUCAAUAACAGCAUCAGCACUCGAGGAGAAGCGGGAAACUGUUUGGGUCUGUCAGGAAAGCAUAUUGUGAUGGGGUGACGGAUAGUGAGGUCACGAUGGGGGAGGAGAGUGGAGUGUGUUCUUAGGGACUGAAUCCUCAACUCCGAGUCUAGGAAUGAGCAUGAUUCACGACCUAUACCCUGCCGGUGCAUGCUAUGCAACGUUUUCGAUCGAGACGGAUCACUGCCUAGGGGGCUUAGUCAUUGGCGUUUCGAACGACCAACAACUUGAACCAAGAACAAGCGCCAGCUCCCUCUCGGCUGGCUGAGUCACCUUUUCUG